This is a messenger RNA of Achroia grisella, 405 nucleotides long. RefSeq lists its product as uncharacterized. The record is from RefSeq and is a predicted model, not a curated record. Bases 1 to 405 code for a protein of 134 amino acids. The transcript has 3 exons. NCBI's taxonomy places the organism in Eukaryota, Metazoa, Arthropoda, Insecta, Lepidoptera, Pyralidae.
AUGAUCCUAGCUGAUCCUGUUCCUCGUCAUAUAUCUCAGUCAGAUAAUUUUGCUUUAUCAUCGAAUUAUAUAGAUUUGGAAUCAUCGGAAAAUGAGUUGGCAAGAAUAAUACCUGAUACUACCACGCUAUUACUGAAAGUGAUCAAAGCAAUUGUUGGAUAUAAAGUGUCUGCAAUCUCACUCGCCGUUGGUGCAAUAGGAUGGAUAGUCUCCAAUUCUGUGGUCAUCGCGAUUGGUUCAAUUGUAGCUAUCGGAUUUUGUAAGCUCACAGGCAAAUGUUCACUGUCUUACGAGGAAUAUAUACCAGUUGCACAACUUCGCAGUUAUGUCACUCCCGAACAUUUGAAAACUGCUGAAACCUUUCUUGUCAGUGCUUUGGAAAAAUACGCCGAGAGCAAUAAGUAA